AUGACCUUGUCGCGAUCACCCUCUCCCCACCAGGGCGGGGGGUGGUCUAGCCCGGGGCUCAUUCCGGGAAGCGGCACUGCAUCACCGCGCGGUCUGUCACCCGGAACAUUAUCACCAGGUACACAAACACCCAGUGAUAUUUCGUGGGCUGCAGCCAGGGCCAAGAGCGAGGAGGUGCGCCGGUAUCCAUCAUUUUCAACACGCAACAGAGGCUUCUUCUCGCGGCAGCUUCAUAAGAUCUCGACUGGGUUUACUAGCUCUCGGGAGCUUCCGUCAUGCCAAUACAUCGAUAAGGAUGACUAUGGCCGGCAACGGAGACCUUCACGUAGUGGAGUGCGUGGUCUGCUGGGAAAACUAGGACUAGCAAUCUGCCGGGGUCGGUUCCGACUGCUGCUGGCUCUGUUCCUGGUGUGGAUUGGGUAUCUGUUUUGCUGGGCGACCAUUGUUCAAACAUAUCGACGAUCACCCCUCGGCGACGGCCACAAGUUCGUCAUCAUCCUCGGAUCGAACGUGGAGGGCGGCGUCAUGGAGUUGAAAGGCGCACGCGAAUGGGCGAUCGAACGAAACAGCAUAUGGAACAAGGAGAGAUACGCCGAAAAAUGGGGCUAUGAUCUUGAACUGGCCAAUUUGCUGGCCAAGAAGAGAUAUUCACAUGAAUGGCGCGAGAGUUGGGAGAAAGCUGAUGUGAUCCGCGAAGCCAUGCGCAAGUAUCCAAAUGCCGAGUGGUUCUGGUGGCUGGAUCUCAACACCUGGGUCAUGGAGUACGACACAUCAUUGCAGCAGCAUCUAUUCAAUGAUCUCGACUCGCACGUAUAUCGCGACAUCGGUGCCUAUAACCCUCUCAACAUCACCCAUCCGCGAGACGAGUUCUGGCUUGAUGAUUUGGGUCGCUCCCUUGAAGGCGAUGAAAACCCCGAAUCUUUGAAUAUGCUCUUGACACAAGAUUGCGCCGGCUUCAAUCUCGGAUCUUUCUUCGUGCGACGCUCCCUCUGGACCGACCGCCUGCUCGAUGCCUGGUGGGAUCCCGUCAUGUACGAACAGAUGCACAUGCAAUGGGAGCACAAGGAACAAGAUGCCCUGGAGUACAUUUAUCAAAGCCAGCCCUGGCGUCGGCUUCCUACCACAGCGCAGCAUCAAUGCAUUCCCCCCGGCGCAUGUGGCGAUGGAGACAACCCAGAUAUUCACUACCAGCAGGAUGCACACGACCUCGUUGUUAACAUGGCUGGGUGCAUGUAUGGGCGAGAUUGUUGGUCUGAGAUCUACCAAUACCGCGAGCUGAGCAAAUUGCUCGCCCGAACGACGUGGGAUCGAUUCAAAGACACGCUAAGUAAUACAGUCGAUCGAGUUAUGGGGAAGGCUCAGGAUGAUUGA
Penicillium paradoxum is the source of this 1371-nucleotide messenger RNA. RefSeq names its product putative alpha-1,6-mannosyltransferase subunit. Lineage: Eukaryota; Fungi; Ascomycota; Eurotiomycetes; Eurotiales; Aspergillaceae. Bases 1 to 1371 code for a protein of 456 amino acids. Gene Ontology annotation, biological process: protein N-linked glycosylation. Gene Ontology annotation, cellular component: Golgi membrane. The transcript has 3 exons. Gene Ontology annotation, molecular function: glycosyltransferase activity. The record is from RefSeq and is a predicted model, not a curated record.